AUGUGUCUAAACUCAAGGAAGAUAAAACCAAGGAUCUCAUAGCAACUAAGAAGGAAAUAUUUGCUGAAUUGGCAGAGAGAAAUGCUAAAAAAAUGAAUAUAGUAAUGCACAAUGUUACAGAACCUGAUGAUAGCAUCAAGAAUGGGAAAGAUAGAAAAAUGGAAGACCUCACAACAAUUUCAAAGAUAGGAAAUGUGUUAGGUCUGAGGAUUGAUGCAGACAAAGAUAUAAAAUUCUCAGCCAGAAUUGGACCAAGAAAUGACUCUGAUACCCCCCGACCACUCCUGGUUGGUUUUAGAGAAAAUGCUGCCGCAACCAGGGACAAGAUGUUAUCAGAAGCUAGACAACUUCGUAAUAAUCCUGACUACUCAAACAUUGGUAUUGUCCCAGAUUUGACAAAGCAACAAAGAUCAGAAGAAUCAGACAUGUGGAAAGAAGCUGAAGUUAGAAAUAGCAACAUGGAUAAAGAGGAAUCUUUAAACUACGAAUGGAGGCUGGUUGGACCAAAAGGAGAGAAGAGACUUCUAAAACUUCCAAGACUGAAGGAAUCUCACCAACCUCAUACCCAACCUACCCGGGGUGGCAGAGGACGAGGGCGAGUAAAGACCACGAACACAUAUCAAGCUUCCAGAACCGAGUCACGGAAACGGAAAGAAACAGACAACUUGGAGGAAGAAAUUCCAUCCCAGAGGACCAGACAUUAAAGAUUGCCUACACCAAUGCUCAAAGUCUACAGAAUAAAAUUAAUGAACUCCAGGGUGUUGCAUAUGAAAUAAAACCUGAUCUUAUUAUUUUGACUGAAACCUGGUGCAAUCCUUCUAUAACUAACACCCUGCUCAACAUACCUGGAUACUUUAUAGAUCCUACCCUGAGAAUAGACCGCAGUGACACCAAUGGUGGAAGGGGUGGUGGUAUACUCAUAUAUGUAAGAAAUGGACUCACUAUUUUAUCUCAUAACCAACCAAACUCAACAUUUAACCAAUAUUGUUAUUUUACCGUAAAGUCUGCUGAUAGUGAAAUCAAUCUAUUAUGUAUCUAUAGAUCUCCAAAUUCUUUGGAUAUCAACAAUGAAAAACUAUGUGAACUUCUGAAGCUAAUUAAACCCAACACUGUAAUAAUUGGUGACUUCAAUUACCCAAAUAUAAACUGGAAAAAUCUAACCUCAGAUCAAAAGAGUGCUAGCUUUGUAGAGGCUGCACAAGACAUGCUAUUGGAACAGGUAAUUGAAUUCUCUACUCACAUUAAAGGAAACAUUUUAGACCUUAUCCUUACUAAUAUCCCAGAAAAACUCAUUAAUGUAGAAGAGAUUGGAAGACUAGGAAAAAGCGACCAUUGCCUGAUUUAUUUUGAGUUAUUGUUCAAAUGUAAUGAAACCCAUAAUCAUGAGACCUACUUCAAAUGGAAUAAGGGUGAUUAUAAUGCUAUUAACCGGGACCUUGCUCAAGUAGAUUGGAACAUAGAGUUUGAUGGAUGUGAUACCUAUGGAUCCUGGAAUAUAUUUAAAGAUAAGCUUAAUACUCUGGUCAACACCUUUAUACCAAAACAAACCAAGAAAUCCAACUCAAAACCAAGAUGGAUGACUAGAACUAUCCUAAGAAACAUUAACAAAAAAAGGAGACUUUGGAAAAGUUACAAGAUGCACAGAGACAAUGAAACUUAUAUAGAGUACAAGAAAUGCGAAAAACAAGUACAAAAUUCUAUCAGAAAUGCAAAAAGAAAUCUUGAAAAAAAAUUAGCAAAUAAUAGCAGGAACAGCAGAGCUUUUAACUCUUAUGUUAAAUCAAGAUCAAAAGACAAAUCAGGAGUUGGACCACUGAUUAAUGAUCAGGGCCAAGUCAUUUCUGAAAGUAUUGAUAUGGCUGAAAUCCUGAACAAGUCCUUCAGUACUGUGUACACUAAAGAAGAUAUACAAAACAUACCCAUAAUGAAUAGACUUCCCUGCACCUCAACCCUCGACAAUGUUACAUUUACUCCUGAAUUGAUCAAAGCCAAAAUUAAGAAGAUGAAACCAUCACCAACUCCAGGAGUGGAUGGGUUUACAGUUCCUCUCCUUCAAUCUGUAUGUGAUCAAAUUUCCAAACCUCUGUCGCUUAUUUACAACAAAUCUAUUCAGGAAAAC
Messenger RNA from Eurytemora carolleeae, 2119 nucleotides. RefSeq lists its product as uncharacterized. The annotation marks the transcript as partial. The record is from RefSeq and is a predicted model, not a curated record. Lineage: Eukaryota; Metazoa; Arthropoda; Copepoda; Calanoida; Temoridae. Gene Ontology annotation, molecular function: catalytic activity. The transcript has a single exon.